AACCAAGUCUGCCUUUUCAUUCAUUCAUUCAGUCGUUCUGUAAUAAAACCCUAAUAAUAAAAACCAGCUAUCCUCAUAAGGAUGAAUAAUAAUAAUAAUACUAAAAUAAGAUUCAAUUACGAUAACGAAGAUGAAAUAAUUGAAGAAGAAGAAAUGGUUACUUCACCACCGCCACCACCACAUGGUGGUGAAAGCUCAUCUAACCUCAUUAUGUCUACCGAAGAUAAUAACACGAGCGCCGAUUAUUACUUCGAUUCUUACUCUCACUUUGGUAUUCAUGAAGAAAUGCUAAAGGAUGUUGUGAGAACUAAGACAUACCAAAACGUUAUUUAUAAGAACACGUUUUUAUUCAAGGACAAGAUUGUUCUUGAUGUUGGUGCUGGGACGGGGAUUCUAUCUCUCUUUUGUGCAAAAGCUGGGGCUAAACAUGUUUAUGCUGUUGAGUGCUCACAAAUGGCUGACAUGGCGAAACAGAUAGUUGAAGCAAAUGGUUAUUCAGAUGUUAUAACUGUUUUGAAAGGAAAGGUUGAAGAACUUGAACUUCCUGUACCCCAAGUCGAUAUUAUAAUUUCAGAAUGGAUGGGAUACUUCUUGCUAUACGAGAACAUGCUAAAUACAGUUUUGUAUGCUCGUGAUAAGUGGUUGGUUAACGAUGGAAUUGUGCUACCGGAUAAUGCUUCUCUCUAUCUGACAGCAAUUGAGGAUGCCGAGUAUAAAGAUGACAAGAUUGAAUUUUGGAACAAUGUGUAUGGCUUUGACAUGAGCUGCAUCAGGAAGCAAUCCAUAAUGGAACCUCUUGUUGACACGGUUGACCAGAAUCAGAUUGUCACAAACUGUCAGUUACUUAAGACUAUGGACAUCUCAAAGAUGACAUCUGGGGAUGCUUCCUUUACAGCACCCUUCAAGCUUGUGGCCGAGCGUGAUGAUUACAUUCAUGCUCUAGUUGCAUACUUUGAUGUAGCAUUUACCGUGUGUCACAAAAUGACAGGGUUUUCCACAGGUCCAAAGUCCAGGAAUACACACUGGAAGCAGACAGUGCUAUAUUUGGAAGAUGUGCUGACUAUACGUGAAGGUGAAUCCAUAGUUGGAAGCAUGACUGUGGCACAGAACACGAAGAAUCCGAGAGAUGUGGACAUCACCCUUAAGUACUCAUUAAAUGGUCAACGUUGCGUUAUCUCAAGGACCCAACAAUACAAAAUGCGUUAAUUUGCAUCAAGUGUCUCAAACACAGUCGAAGAAGGUGUUGUGUGGCGGGUCAAGUUCUUGUACGAUUGAAAUUCUUUUCUCCAAAGAUUAUAUGUAUUGAAUUUUGUAACAUGUAUUAAUUUUUUCUUAUUUUCUCUUGAAAACUGUGUUCUUAUCUAAAUGUUUGUAUCUGAGCAAAAUUUUUCUCCUUGCA
Molecule: messenger RNA, 1399 nt
Organism: Erigeron canadensis
Lineage: Eukaryota; Viridiplantae; Streptophyta; Magnoliopsida; Asterales; Asteraceae
Product: protein arginine N-methyltransferase 1.1
Exons: 9
Coding region: 82-1206 (374 amino acids)
Biological process (GO): peptidyl-arginine methylation
Cellular component (GO): nucleus
Molecular function (GO): protein-arginine N-methyltransferase activity
Source: RefSeq, a predicted model, not a curated record